UUUCAAGACGUGGCUGAAUGACGUUCCCAUACCUGUCAAAUCAUUUUUACUUUUUCGAUUGGAUCUGCUACGAUUUCGAUAGGCAAACACAUAUUUUAUUCUCAUUUGCACAGUGUUUCGUUGGCAAUAAUUUUAAAUUGUAAGCGUGACGCUAUUAAUGAUAACCAUUAUUUGAUUAAAUCAACAGAUCCUCUAAAAUUGGCCUGAUUUUUUAUUGUUCGCUUACAGAAAAUGGAUCAAAUUGCGAAGUUUGUCGAGCCUGGUAAGCAGUUCGCAAAGGAUUCCAUCAGAUUAGUCAGAAGAUGCACUAAACCCAACAGAAAAGAAUUCCAGAAGAUUGCGAUUGCUACGGCUAUUGGUUUCUGCAUCAUGGGUUUCAUUGGAUUCUUUGUGAAGCUAAUACACAUCCCCAUCAAUAACAUCAUUGUCGGAUCAUAAAUCUCUAGUUUGUAUCUAGUUUAACUAUAGCCUAUAGAUAAGCCUGUAUCUAAGUUAAUUAUCUCUGAAUUUUCAUUUUAUUUUUUCUUUUUAAAAUAAAUUAUUCCAUUUUAUACAAACCUGUUUUAAUAUUACUGUGUUAUAUUGAUGUCACUCAUAUUUGUAGUAUAUUUUUUAUGAAAUUUGAUUACAAUAAUCUAUUCUUAAUGAAAAAUGAUAAAAAAUCCACUUUGGCCCUGGAACUCU
Molecule: messenger RNA, 684 nt
Organism: Diatraea saccharalis (sugarcane borer)
Lineage: Eukaryota; Metazoa; Arthropoda; Insecta; Lepidoptera; Crambidae
Source: the annotation of a GenBank genome assembly